AAACUAAGGAUACCAGGCAUGUGUCUCGUCAUACACACGUACGAGACAGAAGACAACAUUAUUUUGUUAGGGCAACUCAUUUUUUGACACAAAACGGUAGUAGUAGCACGUUUUUCUCUUGUGUUAGGCCAAAAAAAAAAAUAAAUUUCCGAGAAAUAAAAAAAAAUAUCGAAAAAACGGUAAAAAACGCACACAAUCAAUAAAUGUACAAAAAAAAUCCGGUUAUCAGUGAUAAAAAAAUUGUUAAAUCAACAAACUGAUAACGACAAGCAACUAGAUAAGAAAUUUUAUUUCAGUGUUUUUGCGUUCCUCGUACCAAAAAGUCAUAAACUGCCAGCGCUAAAGUGUCUUAAUCCAACAAAGCAUGUCAUGAACGGCGAAAAAUAGAAAUUUAGAGUGAGAAAUUUUUACCUGAAGGCAAUAAAAGUGACAAAAAUAAUGCAAAAACAAUAGAAAAAGGAAGAAUUUGUCUCUUUCUGACCUGAGUUUUUGCUUGUGCAAUGCAAAUAACAACAAAAUUCGUACCUGGAAUGAACAGAUAAACUAUUUUUGCGGUGCAAUUGGCAAAAAAAAAUAUUUUUUCGAACAAAAAGUGGAUGAACGUUGCUGGCAAUGAUAAGACUUGUUCAGUGCAAAUGAUAAGAUAUAAAAACAAGUAAAUACAAAACAUAAAAAAAGGAAUAAAAAAGUGUUUCGUACGUGUUUGGAGUAAAUGCAGCCAAAAGAACAACAUAACGGAAACGAGAAAUGGAGAAAUUAUUAUGUGCAGUGCUGGUGAUACAAAUUUUCUACAUCAACGUAUCUAGCUCACAAUCAAACUCACAACAGCCCGACACACCUUACGCACCCAACAAAAACAUAUGUGAUAUUUGCAAGUGUCAAGGAUCCGCGACACGAAAGUCGGAUUACUUCGUUCUGGAUUGCACAAACAGGAAUUUGACGAAACUCUUUAACGAUUGGCCCGAUAUUUUUGGGCACAAUUUGACGGACCAUGAACUCGUGGUGAAAAUGUCGGGCAAUCCAUUGAGAAAACUGAAACAACUGCCCGGAACAGAGGCGAUUACACUCUUUAACUGCCGUAAUUGUAGCCUUUCUGAAAUAGCGAGUGCUGCUUUUCUAGAUGUGCCUUUGCUGUAUCGCGUGGAUUUAGCUUUUAAUGAACUUACAGGUGAUACUUUACGAGCCGACAUAUUCCGCGGUCGUCCCAACAACAACGCUUAUGAACCAAAUGCGAUAAAUGACUUGGAUCUAACGGGCAAUCGCAUCACGGAGCUGAGCGCGAACGUUUUCGAACAUUGUCCUGCCAUCACGCGUCUUUCGUUGAGCGAAAAUAAGCUGAAAAAACUCACGGAGAGCACUGUCAAAGCGCUAAAUUCCCUAAAACAGCUGGAAGUUUUGAAUUUAUCUUACACUGAAAUUUCGGACUUGCCCAGCUCACUUUUUCAUCAAAUGUACAAAAUACGCGAAUUGAUGCUGCAAGGCAACAAAUUCGUCACAGUUCCUUCGAGUGUCUCACUUUUGGGCAAAUCGCUCAAAUUUCUGAAUAUUGCUCAAAAUCCCAUCGCGAAAUUGGAUGCCAGCAGUUUCCCCAAUUUGCAUCAAUUGUCACAUUUGACGGUAGAUGAGAUGCCGGCGUUGACGGAAAUUGAUAAACUUGCGUUGCAACCAUUGGCAUCUUUGGAGGUUUUGUUAUGUCGCGAAAAUCCGCUGUUAAAAACUUUCGAUUUGGAUGCCAUUGAAGAGCAUAAAAAGCUUCGAGUGCUCGAUUUGAGUAAUUGUGGCUUAAAAACUUUAACUCUGACAACAAUUACGGACCCAAAACGGAAUUUGAGCGAUUUUGACAAAUUUGAUCACUUAAAAGUCCUCAAGUUGGAGGGAAAUCCGUUUCAUUGCAACUGUCAAUUGUACAAAAUUUUGUACAUUCUCAAUCACAACGUUCGAGAUGUUUUCUUCAGCGACACCUCCGCACGUUGUCACACCCCAUACGACCUCUUUGGCUUGAUUCUCGCGCGAUUCGAUCACGAAGCUGCCUGCGAAACGACUUACAACGACUACAAAAUGCGCACGAGUUACGAUCCGCCGCCCUUUUUGCGCGCCCGGAACAUCCUCUUGACAAUUUUGUCGGUAACGGUCGUCGUGAUAAUCGGAACUCUUGUUGGAUUUGGCAUCGUAAUUGUCAAACGGAGACUUUCAAAGGACGAAUUGGGACUCAGCUCACAAGUGCGAUACACGACAGUUCGAGGAAGUUUCAACGAUGUCAACAGCAAUCGGCUCUCAAUUCACUGAAAACCUAAAAAGAAACAAGAAAAAAAUUGUUACCUACCAAAAAAACUAGUCUAGAAAUAAGGCUUGAUUUUAUUUUGAAAUGAACAAGAAUAGAAAGUAAGGAAAAGCAAUUAAUUAUAUUAAAAAUUAAAUAUAUAUAUAUAGAAAUUGUUAAAAAAAAUUAAGAGAUUGCCAUAUAUUAGAAUAUAUAUUUAGUUUUCUAGAUGUUACUUUAGAGAAGACUAUUGAAUUGAUACGACACGACAUUUCUAAGCUUGUAAUACAACAACAAAAAAUAUGAAUAAUAAAAAAAAAAUCAC
Molecule: messenger RNA, 2585 nt
Organism: Culicoides brevitarsis
Lineage: Eukaryota; Metazoa; Arthropoda; Insecta; Diptera; Ceratopogonidae
Product: insulin-like growth factor-binding protein complex acid labile subunit
Exons: 4
Coding region: 748-2286 (512 amino acids)
Molecular function (GO): protein binding
Source: RefSeq, a predicted model, not a curated record